Aspergillus versicolor CBS 583.65 is the source of this 894-nucleotide messenger RNA. RefSeq lists its product as uncharacterized. NCBI's taxonomy places the organism in Eukaryota, Fungi, Ascomycota, Eurotiomycetes, Eurotiales, Aspergillaceae. The transcript has 2 exons. The record is from RefSeq and is a predicted model, not a curated record. The coding region runs from base 195 to 779 and encodes 194 amino acids.
CACGGAUCUCGAUCCCGAUGACAUCGCCAGAUGGCGUCAACGGUGAUUCCCCCAUUCUUGGCACCUGAAGGGUGUAUAUCACUGUGCAUUAAAUCAUCUCAAGAUUAGGGAUAUAUAGCUAUGCCAUCGCUGCUGAUAUAUCUUCUCACUAACACAACUUAUUAUACUAUUCAACAACCUAUUGAUCUGCAACAAUGAAUCCCUUCGCGCACUCCCAAGAUCAAUCUACAGGCCAAGCGCAGGCUCCAGACCGCGCCGGAGCACCAUCCACACCCUCCCACACGGAGGAACAAAAGCGCCACUUCUACGAGAACCUGCCCGCCUCGGAGAAGGAGAACAAGAGCUACGCAGAAUGGGUCAAGGAAGCAUACAACGAACAAUACGAGAAGUGGAUGCCAUGGCUCGAAGACCAGUACCUGAAGUGGUUUGGAAAAGGGGAUAAUAAGGCUUCUUAUACUACAAAGGAUACCCUCUCCCAAACAAAAGUCACAGGGAGCGACAAGAUUAACCAGAUCCAAGAUGAUGCCAAUAAUCUCGUUGGCAACCAGCUCGGGGAUAAAGGACUACUUGCACCCGUUGGGAACCUUGCGUCGAAGGAGGGUGUUAACCGCGCUGAGAGAGGAGGGAAGGACGAAAGUGGCUCCUAUGGGGGUGCAUUAUCUGGUGUGACAGACCAGGUUGUUGAAGGUGGGAAGAGCGUUGCGUCCACCGUUCAGUCUGGAGCGCAGAAUGUUGGAAGUUCGAUUGGGAAUGUUUUGGGAGGUAGCAAGUACGGAUAGGCUGGUGGAUGGCAUGGUGAAUUUACUGAUACCUGGAUUCUGUUUAAUAUGGUUUUUGUAUUAAAAAUAUUAUUCUACUGAUAUAAUACGAUCUACGUGCAUGUUUCUAUAUGGG